This is a messenger RNA of Fusarium keratoplasticum, 447 nucleotides long. RefSeq lists its product as uncharacterized. Bases 1 to 447 code for a protein of 148 amino acids. NCBI's taxonomy places the organism in Eukaryota, Fungi, Ascomycota, Sordariomycetes, Hypocreales, Nectriaceae. The transcript has 2 exons. The record is from RefSeq and is a predicted model, not a curated record.
AUGCAAACCUUCUCAUCUGUUCUCCUUUUCCUUGGUUUUGCCAUUGCUGCCUCUACCCAAGAAGCAGCUGAGGCCCCAAAGAUCAACAAGCGCUUCAACGGCGGAUGGUGUGGCGUCCACGUCCAUACUUUCGACGGAGAGAACGCCAAGGGCUCCCACGAGAUGAACGUCUGGGUCUACGACGGCAAGCAGCAAUUGAUCUGGUCUAAGGAGAGCAUCUGGGGCGACGGACAGCUCAUGGCCGAGAGUGAAGGCCUCCCUCUGGUGCUUAACAUCAACACUCAUGGAUCUGGUGAUGAUGUUGCUACUUUCACAUAUGGCGACGAUGCUUGGGGAAGCGGAAAGUGGGAUUCCAACAAUGGCCGAUGCUCGGUUGGCAAGCAAGACAGUCCCAGCUUGACCUCCAGCACCGUCACUGUUGACCUUGACUGUGGAUUCUCUUGCUGA